Diprion similis is the source of this 2106-nucleotide messenger RNA. RefSeq lists its product as uncharacterized. The transcript has 6 exons. The record is from RefSeq and is a predicted model, not a curated record. Gene Ontology annotation, molecular function: nucleic acid binding. Lineage: Eukaryota; Metazoa; Arthropoda; Insecta; Hymenoptera; Diprionidae. Bases 1 to 2106 code for a protein of 701 amino acids.
AUGGUGAAGGCAAAAAAAGAAUGUGUGGAGAACGACGUACAAAACAACAGUGUGUGUAAAAGACAACGUAUCGUCGAUUUAUGCGAGUUAGGGAGAAACCUAAAAUGCAAAAAAUGCAAGAAUGUAUUCGAUUUGGAAAAUAUAGUGGCUGAAAAACAUGUAGGCCUUCAUUCCGUGUUGUCAAUUGUAUGCAGAGAAUGUGACGUAACAAAUGCAGUACACACAGGAAAAAUAAACAAAUCUGGGAACGGUGAACAAUAUGCAGAAAGCAAUGUUACGGCAGUAUUGGGAUCUAUACAUAGCGGCGUUGGUCAUACAGCGCUCCAAAAAAUAUUGGCCUGCAUGGACAUUCCAUGUCUUUCCAAUGAAGCUUACAAGCGUUACGAAAUAUUUUCGGCUUGGCUGUUGAGGAAGCUGCAAAGGAUAGCUGCAAGCGAGCUGCUGCAGAAGAAAGACACAUUAGGGAAUAUUGUCAACAUCAUAAUAUCGUAUGAUAUGGGUUGGAGUAAACGCGGCAACGGGAGGAGUUACGAUAGCUUGAACGGAUACGCAACUAUCAUCGGAUUCCUGUCAAAGAAGAUCUUGGACUUCACUACGUGCAAUCGGAAAUGCUCAAAAUGCGAUAAGGGUCAUAAUAAAAAUGAACAUGACUGUCGUCUCAACUUCCAAGGUAGUGCGAAAGCCAUGGAGGCUUAUGCUGGCGUUGAGCUUAUAACAAAAAGUGAAGUUUUAAAAGAGGUAGGAUUGAACGUUCGUGCUGUCAUUGGCGAUGAAGAUAUCUCGAUAAUAGCGGCAGUGCGCACAGUGAGCGAUAAAUUUAUUCAUAAAUUGGCGGACAAGAAUCAUCUCGUGAAACAUUUUACAAAUGAAUGGUAUGGACUUGCCAAAAAAUUCAAUCAAUUGAAUAAAAAAGGCGCCAUAAGUCAUUUGAAAAAAUGUUUUACUUAUGCAAUUGCGCAAGAUAAAGGUCAGGAGACACAACUAGGAGACGUGUUACGUAAUCUACCGGACCACUUAUAUGGGCGACAUGAAAAUUGUAGCGAGUGGUGCCAUCGGCAAAAUUCGCUGAAACAAUCGAUCAAAUUUACCGAUGAAGCACUGUACGACGGAAUGACGAAAGUAUUUACGAAAUAUGCAAAUAAUGCGGCAAAAUUCGCAAUGGCAGCGUCGAGUCAAACAAAUGAAAGCGUGAAUAACAUAAUCGCUCACAAAGCUCCAAAAAAUGUUUGCCUGAGCAAAUCUGCUUCUUGCGAUUUUCGUGUGGCCAGCGAAGUAUGCUCGAAAAAUGAUGGCGAGCAAAGCAUAAAUAGCAUUCGAAAAAAAUUAAAUAUCUCAUAUGGUGAUCAUGUGUAUUAUCACGCGAUCCAGGCCGACAAAAAAUGGAAAGACAGAGCAUGUCGCGAAUCGACGAAACCCAAAAAAUUGCGAAGGCUCCAACUAAAAGAAAAUUGCACGAUAGUAUAUUUCGAUUUAGAAACGUCGGGCUUUAGUGCAGCAGCAGAUAUUCUGCAAAUCGCUGCAAUAUCGGGGGAAGUUACUUUUAAUGUAUAUAUUCACUCCUCGCAAAAAGUACCUGCUAACGUUAGGGAUUUAAAAUAUUCCAAAGUCAAUUUGGCACAUAAUGCUUCGUUUGAUACGCCACGGCUUCUAAGGCUCAUCUCAAAAUACAACAUGAUCGAUGAAUAUCGUGUUAUAACUGGUUUUUCUAAUACCUUGAUCGUUUUCAAAAAAGUAUUAUCAAAUCGAAAAGGCCCGGGUUUAUUCAAAUUAAAAACAUUAUAUGAUGAUUUCAUCAGGAAUGAGAAUGACACAGGCAGUGACUCAUCUUUCCAUGACGCUCAAUUCGACGUUGAAGUUUUACAAAAGCUUGCAAUCCAUUUUAAAAUUGAAGAGAAGCUUUUCUCAACUUUGAAAACGUUUCAGACCAGUCUGAUUGAACUCAAUGACAGCUCAGAAAUUAGAAGCGAUUACCUUAUAAAUGUUUAUAAAAAGGAAGGCGAAUCGAAAAUCGUUGAGAUACUUUCGGAAAAAGUUGAUGGAAAACCACGAGUCAGCAAAAACAAGAAAGUCCUUCAAAAAAUCAUUAAAAAUCCGGCCACUUUUUAA